Messenger RNA from Rhizoctonia solani, 1305 nucleotides. RefSeq lists its product as uncharacterized. Lineage: Eukaryota; Fungi; Basidiomycota; Agaricomycetes; Cantharellales; Ceratobasidiaceae. The record is from RefSeq and is a predicted model, not a curated record. The transcript has 7 exons. The coding region runs from base 1 to 1305 and encodes 434 amino acids. Gene Ontology annotation, cellular component: trans-Golgi network. Gene Ontology annotation, biological process: Golgi to plasma membrane protein transport.
AUGGUCAGUACACUAGAUCUGGAUCUAAGGCCUGGAUCAGGAAUCGGGCCAUUUGAACUUGGCGCGUCUCUGUUUGAUGUUCUCGACUUCCUCCGACGACCCUCUCCACCUACGUUCCCCUCCAUCUCAGUCAAGUACGACACAGCAUCCCCGGCAAACUCACCUAUAAUACUUCAUCUCCGACCCCACCUUGAUCUCUUGUUCACUCGACGAACUCAACGCCUUCAUACCAUAUCUUUAUCGCUGCUGCGAAACAGCCAGAUUCAUAUACCUUUGGUGUUGAGCUAUAAGAAUGAAGUACUUUCCGGCCCAGAUGUUAUCCCACAUCGGACGGCAGUUCAACGAAUGAUGGGCCCUACUUACAAAGGUGAACACAUGAGAUACCCUGGGGUUUGGUUCUCUUUUGAAGAUGAUGUCCCCGUUGCUGUUGGAGCUACAAACGCGACGGAAGGGAACGCAGAGGUCAAGAGAGUGGUUGUGACUCAGCGAGAGGAACAGAUAGAACAAGAGCUGGAAGAAGAUUCAGAUGAACUAGUGCCCAGCUCUAAUAUGUACGGAGAGCUCAAGAAGGCGGUGAUUAAGAUCCACGAUGGAAUAUACCUACAUUUCUUUACUCCAGAUCCUGAAGAUCCACCUAUCCGUGUUCGAUUGGGAGUCACCACAGCCCAAGACUUGACUUGUGACCUUGGUCCACCAGUCCUGACACACUACAAAGAGGACGACCGAAUGGCCAUUCACGCAAGUGCUCGGGAUGAUGAGGAAAGUUAUUUCUAUAACUACUUCCAACACGGGUUGGACUUUCUAAUUUCUGGGAAGACGCAUCGCGUUCGUAAGAUUAUUGCACACACCAACGUUCCUGGCUCACCCUUGUUUCAACGCUAUAAACGAUGUCCUUGGGAGUUUUCCUUGAGCUCCCAAGAUGCUGCUCCCCCAGCCCACUCUACAGAGCUUGAGACCACUACGAAGACCACAGAAGUAGAGAUUUCGGCGCCGAAGGGAGGUGGAAAGAAGAAGAAGAAAGUCGGGAGUGAACGACCUCGGACUUCAUUUGAAGUUCAAGAUGAUACACCAAGUCACAACCAGGAGACAAUAGCGUUCUAUGACUCCAUUGACAUACUAAAGUCAAAACUAGGUUCCAUUUCGAGACACUCGUCGCAGCCCUCCAUGCAGCUCGAACGGACAGCAGAUCUUCCACAGAACGAACUACUCACAUUACCGAAUCCAACAACCCACCUACAUGCAUUUGAUGGGGUAUUCUGCGAGGCUAGUGAAGUGGGAGAUGUACUCUGUGUCGGCUUAUUCUAA